Aaosphaeria arxii CBS 175.79 is the source of this 2373-nucleotide messenger RNA. RefSeq lists its product as uncharacterized. Gene Ontology annotation, biological process: protein ubiquitination; rescue of stalled cytosolic ribosome. The record is from RefSeq and is a predicted model, not a curated record. Gene Ontology annotation, molecular function: ubiquitin protein ligase activity; ribosome binding. The transcript has 3 exons. Bases 1 to 2373 code for a protein of 790 amino acids. Lineage: Eukaryota; Fungi; Ascomycota; Dothideomycetes; Pleosporales.
AUGGCUUCAGCGACCGACGAAGGCGCAUCUCACGACAGCCAAGCUGGUCCGACAAGCCCACCGCGGAGGGGCGGACCAGGCCGUGGCAGAGGCAGAGGAGCUUCUCGAGGGCCUCGAACUGCAGAGGAUCAGCAAGAGUUCCCAGGAUCGAGGGGGCGAGGGCGUGGCACAAACAGAGGUGGAGGAAGAGGCCGUGGCGACCGCGGUGGUCGAGGGGCCGAGCGAAGCUCUGGAAAGGCACCCGCAGCUGAUGCUGAGCCUGCAGCUCCAAAACUAGAGGCGCCCGCAGCAGCAGAAGACCCAGACGCUGAAGUUUGCUUCAUCUGCGCAUCCCCCGUUCAACAUACGGCAGUGUCCCCUUGCAACCACCGUACCUGUCACAUCUGCUCUUUGCGGUUGAGAGCGCUAUACAAGACUAAAACCUGCGCACAUUGCAGAACAGAAUCCGACCACGUUAUUUUCACAGACGAUGUUGUCAAAAAUUAUGAAGAUUAUGGGGCAAAGGAUUUCUUCAAGUCUGAUGAUAAUCUUGGGAUCCGAUUCGAAACGACCGAGACAUAUGAGGAUACAGUGCUGUUGUUGAGGUAUAAUUGCCCAGACGCCGACUGUGAUGUAGCUUGCUUGGGAUGGCCGGAUCUGCAUCGACAUGUGAAGACUGCGCAUGGAAAAUCUAUGUGUGAUUUAUGCACGCGAAAUAAGAAAGUAUUCACACAUGAACACGAAUUAUUCACACCAGCAGAACUAGGAAGGCAUCGGAAAUUCGGAGACGACAAUCCAGGAGCUAUCGACCAGAGCGGUUUCAAAGGUCACCCCGAAUGCGGAUUUUGCAAAGAACGAUUCUACGGGGAUGACGAGCUCUACACACAUUGCAGAGAUAAGCACGAGCGCUGUCAUAUUUGUGACCGCCGCGACGGUGGACGGAAACAACAGUACUACGUGGACUACAACGGUCUCGAGGCUCAUUUCCGGAAAGAUCAUUUCCUUUGCCCGGACACGGAAUGUUUGGAGAAGAAGUUCGUAGUCUUCGACUCUGAGAUGGACUUGAAGGCGCACCAGAUUGAAGUGCAUCCAAAUGGUUUAUCGAAGGAUGCGCUGCGCGACGCUCGCAGGGUGGACAUGUCAGGAUUUCAAUAUCGGGCACCCCAUGAACAAGAACGAGGCGGACGCAGGGGGAGAGGCAGAGAGGGAGGAGGAAGAGGACGCGGACGUGAUCCAAACGCCGAGCCACUUCCUGCAUCGUCUGCACAGCCGCUGACUCGAGCCGAAUUGGCAUAUCAGAGACAGAUGGCGAUCCAAAGUGCACCGACUGCGACUAGCCGCUCUUUCGGUGGACAGCUAACGUCAACACCAACGCCUUCGGAAGCUUUUACUGCUCGCGCCCCUCCUAACACCGCGGAACCCGCCACAGUGACAGCAUCUCGACCCCCAGCUCCUUCCAAUGGAGUUUCAAACACCACCAAUGCCACCAACACUCCAGCAGCAGCUAACAUUCCUCGAACACCGGCCGAGCAUGCAAGACAGUUGCGCCACAAUGCCGUGAUAGAGCGAGCAGCAGGUCUUUUGCGGAAUGACCAAAGCAAGCUUGGCGAAUUCCGCAACCAAGUCACGGCGUAUCGGACAUCGAAAGUCACGGCGACACAAUUGAUAGAUGGCUUCUUCUCGUUGUUCGAUACAAGCUCAGCGGAGCUGGGCAAGCUGGUGAAGGAGUUGGCAGACAUCUUUGAGAUUCCAGGCAAGAAAGAUAAUCUGCUCAAGUCUUGGAAUGAUUGGAGGGCUAUCAACGAAGACUACCCAUCUUUACCUGGAGCAGCUAGCGGACUAUCUCUGGGUGGUUCUGCAGCACACGGUGGUUCAAGGGUGCUGAAACUCAAGAGUUCUACAGCACAAUCAUCGCGAUCUUCGGUCAACAAGCAAGCCAGCUGGUCGUCAUCGUCAUCUAGCAACCCAUUCCCUGCGCUCCCAACAGCGGCGUCGUUAAGUCGGAUAGGAGCCAAGCCCGGACAGACACCUUGGUCAUCAUCCUCGGCGUCGGGUUCGGCACCAGCGGCAAGGAUCUCGCCACUGCCGUCACGAACCUCGUCGUCCGUCGCGCUGAACAACGCCACCAAGAAGGCACCCGCCAGGUCGGCCGACGCAUUCCCUGCACUGCCGGCGGCACCGAAGCCAACAAGUACCAUCUUCAGUCCAGGAUACACGGGCGCAGGCCUCCGACGGGACAACAGCGGGCGCAAUACCCCAGUCAAUGCUUGGGCAGGGGGAGCAGCCGGGCAGAGCAGUGCAGCAUUGCCCGACGACGACGCAGCCGCUGGGCUUCCAGGAGCAAAGAAGAAGGGGAACAAGAACAAGAAGCAGACACUAUUCCACUUCGGAUAG